AUGAAGUUGGAUGUCACUAAACAGUUCCUGACCCGGUCAGACCGUGUUAAGGGGAUCGAUUUCCACCCCCUGGAACCGUGGAUCUUGACCACGUUAUAUGACGGGAAAAUUGAAAUCUGGUCAUACGCCACAAACACCUUGGUGAAGUCAAUCCAAGUAACCGAGUUACCAGUGAGAACUGGGAAGUUCAUUGCACGUAAAAACUGGAUCAUUGUGGGAUCGGACGACUAUAAUGUAAGAGUAUACAACUACCUGACUGGAGAAAAGGUUGCUCAAUGGGAGGCACACCCAGACUAUGUAAGAGAUAUCGCUGUGCACCCUUCCAAACCAUACGUUUUGACGUGUUCGGAUGAUUUGACCAUCAAAUUGUGGAAUUGGGAACAGAACUGGAAGUUGGAACAAGUGUUUGAAGGCCAUCAACACUUUGUCAUGGCUGUUAACUUCAACCCUAAGGACCCCUCCACCUUUGCCUCAGCAUGUUUGGAUCGUACCGUUAAAGUUUGGUCUCUCGGAUCAUCGCAGCCAAAUUUCUCUCUCGUUGCUCACGACCUGAGAGGUGUCAACUGGGUCGACUAUUAUCCACAAGCUGACAAGCCUUACUUGAUCUCUACGUCUGACGACAAGACUAUCAAGGUUUGGGAUUACCAGACCAAAUCAUGUGUAGCUACCUUGGAGGGCCAUUUGGCAAACGUUUCCUUUGCCAUUUUCCACCCAGAGUUGCCUAUCAUCAUAUCCGGGUCUGAAGACUCAACUGUCAAGUUUUGGAACUCCAACACUUUCAAAUUGGAAAAAUCCGUCAACUACGGCUUGGAAAGAGUCUGGUGUUGUGGAUUGUUACCAAAAUCAAACGUUAUGGCCAUUGGUUGUGAUGCUGGGUUUGCCAUCUUGAAGUUGGGUAGUGAGAAGCCCUUAUUCUCUAUGGAUUCAAAUAUGAAGUUGAUCUACGGUAAGAAUUCAGAAAUCUUCCAAUCCGUCAUUAAGCCAACUUUAACCGAAGGGUUAAAGGAUGGUGAACAACUCCCAUUGCAACAAAGAGACUUGGGAUCCAUUGAAAUCUAUCCACAAUCUUUAAAACACUCUCCUAACGGAAGAUAUGCCACUGUUUGCGGUGACGGGGAAUACAUUGUUUACACUGCUUUGUCUUGGAGAUCUAAAUCCUAUGGAAGAGCUGUUGAUUUCGUAUGGAACACCAGCGAUUAUUCUAAUUCUUGUACAUUUGCCAUUAGAGAGUCUUUGACGCUGGUUAAGGUUUUCAAAAACUUUGAAGAAACAUUGACAAUCGAUUUAAUAUAUCAAGCUGAUAAAAUUUUUGCUGGUACCUUGUUAGGUAUUAAGCUGGAAGGUUGUAUAUCAUUUUACGAUUGGACCUCCGGUAAGUUGGUCAGAAGAGUUGACUUGGAUGAUGAUAUUCAAGAGGUUGUCUGGAGUGACAACGGAGAAUUGGUUGCUAUCUUGACAACCAGGAGUUCAUCUUCCUCAGAUGAAAAGAGUGGUAGCUCAUCUGCAGAUGAAACUUAUUUCUUGAGCUAUGAUCACUCUGUAUUUGAAGCCGCAUUGAACGAAGACGCUCUUGACGUGGAAGAAGGUGCAGAAGAUACAUUUGACGUGUUGUACACUUUACCGACCUCAGAAUCAAUAUUAUCAGGUAAAUUUAUUGGUGAUGUUUUCGUUUACACUACAGCCACAUCGAACAGAUUGAACUACUUUGUAGGUGGAGAAGUUAUCAAUUUGGGACAUUUCGACCAUAAAUACUACAUUAUUGGAUAUAAGGCAGGAACUGAUGGUAAAUUAUAUCUCAUUGACAAAUCAUUCAACGUAAUUUCUUGGUUCGUUAACGCCGAAGUUUUGGAAUUACAAACUUUAGUGAUGAGAGGGGACUUUGAACAAUAUGCUACUAAGACUUUGGUGGAUGAAGAAAGUGGUGAAGACAUCCCAGAUCUCUCAUCAAUUUCUUUAGAAGAAUUGCUGGAUGAUUACCGUAAUACACUUCAAUCUUUCUCUAAGACUGAAUCUAACCAAAUCUCGAGAUUUUUUGAAAAAUUGGGAUACCUUACUUUGUCAUUUUCAUUAUCACAAGACUUUGACUCAAAAUUCCAAAUAAGUCUUUCUACCAACAAUUUAAGACAGGCCUAUGAAUUACUCGUAGAAAAUCAAAAAGAUAACGCUUCGUUGGCUAUUGCCAAUUCGGCAAAGUGGAAAAAAUUGGCCGAAUUAGCAAUGAAAAAAUGGCAAAUCAAAUUGGCUCUUGACUGCUAUUGGUUAGCCAAUGACUAUAAUUCCUUGUUAUUGUUGUUAUCUUCCACAAACAAUCAUAAAGAAUUAAGUAAAUUAGCAGAAGCUGCUGAAUUAAAGGGUAAAUAUAACAUAGCAUGGCAAGCAUGGUGGUUAACUGGUAACAUUGAAAAGUGUCGUGCAUUAUUGAUCAAGAGUGAUAGGUUAACUGAAGCUGCAUUCUUUGGGAAGAAUUAUGGAUCUGGAGAUGAAAAGACUGAAGAAGUAUUGAAGCUUUGGAAGGAAAAAUUAGGUGACAAAAGUAAAAGUGGAAUUGCAGACAGGUUGGAACUUCCACAAGCGGAACAAAGUUUGAUUGAUCUUGGUGAGGAUAAGGCUAAUGGAGACUUAGUGGAGAAAAAUGGAACAGUAGAUGAAGAACAAGAGGAAGAAGACGAGCAAGAGGAAGCUGCUGAAGAACAAGAACAAGAAGAGGAGGAAGAGGAAGAAGAAGAAGAAGCCUAG
Molecule: messenger RNA, 2736 nt
Organism: Dujonia railenensis
Lineage: Eukaryota; Fungi; Ascomycota; Pichiomycetes; Serinales; Debaryomycetaceae
Source: the annotation of a GenBank genome assembly